AUUCUUAUAAAAACAUCAUAAAAAUGUUAACUAAACCCAUUUAAAUGAAGCUUUGUCACUUACUAUUUAAAAAUACUUACUUAGCUCUUUUUAACUUCCAGAUAUGCACCUCACACGGAAUUCGAUGUGGACUCCUCACCGGUGAUUUAAAACUCCGUUCCAGACCUUUAUCCAUCAACCACCAUCAUGCUCCGAUAGAAAUCAACAUCAAUACGGAUAAACUAAAAGUGCCUUUACCUUCUCUUUCUCUACCUAAGCCUGCCAAACCUCCUCCCUUAUCAGAUAUCUUCAAAACUUCACUGUUAUCAAAAUCUUCAAUAACUAAGCUACCUUCAAUAUCUAAAUUGCCUAAAAUAUCAUCUUUACCUAAACCACGACUGUCUAUUCUUCCCCCCUUAUCACCUUUGUCAAAAUUACGCUCACCAUUGCUCCCGUCUUUCCUUCCGCAACCACUGUUACCUAUAAUACCUCCGAUAAUACCGCAUUUACCUCUUUUGCCUCCUAUAAUACCGCCUUUACCUCUUUUACCUGUCAUACCUCCAAUAAUACCUAGAAUACCUCGGGUUCCAUCUAUAGAUUUAUUGAGGCCUUUAAGAGUUCCUAUUUUGGGGAAAUCCCCUUUACAAAAGGCUUUAGGAUCGGAACUGAGUCCUGUUUCUGUUAAAAUAUCCGAAGGUAAAAAAGAUUUGGUGUUGAUGAAAUUGAGGAAAUUGUUGAAACAGGGAUCGCUGACCACAGCUGAGUUUAAUAGGUUUCGGAAAUUGUUAGUAAGUUAA
Molecule: messenger RNA, 776 nt
Organism: Ostrinia furnacalis (Asian corn borer)
Lineage: Eukaryota; Metazoa; Arthropoda; Insecta; Lepidoptera; Crambidae
Product: protein app1-like
Exons: 1
Coding region: 45-776 (243 amino acids)
Source: RefSeq, a predicted model, not a curated record